AUGAAGAAGAAGCGCAUUCUCUUCAUCACCAAUGCUGAGCUUGGACAGGCCAAUGUCCAUCUCGCAGUCAUCCAAUGGCUUCAGUCCAACGCCUCCGACAUUGAUCUGCACCUGUGCUCGUUCCCUUCUCUGCAGCCACUUAUAGACGCACUCAACGAAACUGCCCUCUCCCCGGACGCGCGAGUCACUUUUCACGAAUUGUCAGGCCCUACAUGGAAAGAAUGCCUCUUCUAUCGCCCCGAGCACCAAUGGCAGGAAAUAUGCAGCCUGCCUCCAACGAUCCGGACCGUCUCUCGCGCUGCGCCGCUGAUGCCCCGUGUUGCAUGCCCUUGGAGCGCUGAAGAGUUGCUUGAUCUCAUUCUGCAAGUAAAGAACAUUAUUCAGACUGUUGAUGCAAACCUCGUCAUGGUUGAUAAUCUGUGUACCCCAGCCGUCACCGCGUGCUACGACCUCAAGCCAAGGUGGUCCAUUCUGUCACCAAAUACCUACCGCGAAUUUAUCCUUGGCAGUCAGCCUCGUUACGAGUCUUUCUGGAAGCAUCCCCCUAUGGAGGAAAGAACAGCUUCAUUUAUGCCCUAUCCUUUGCCGCUCUACUUGAUCCCAGCGGCUCUGUACCAUCAGAGACAAUGGAGAAAGAACCCCCAUAGCGAUUGGAUACAUAGUGUUGCCAUGAGCAUUUGGGAGAAGACGGAGAUUUACUAUUCCGACUGGGGCAGGGUGUCCUUUGAACCGCCCGAGGGUUUGAAAGUUUUUCUCCCAAGCAACUGGACGGUUGACUUUCCCUUUUCCGUUGUUCCAGACCACAUUAUUUCUUGCGGGCCUAUUGUUCGGUCAGCAGCACCAUUAAAGGAGUCUGACCCGGCAUUGGAUGCAUGGCUACGGCGCCGGUCAACCGUAUACAUCAACUUGGGAACACAUUUCCUCUAUGAUGAUAAAGGAACCAUGAGCUUGGCAGUUGCCAUUAAGUCGCUUUUAGAUGCAGCAACAGAACAAGAAGAAGACAUUCAGGUGUUAUGGAAGCUCAAUAAGGGCGACAAGAAAUCCGACUGCGACUACUCUCCCUUGCAUCGGAAGAUCAACUACGGUUACGAUGAUCGAGUUCGUAUCGUCGACUGGCUUGUAGCCGAACCUAUUUCUAUCCUCACGUCAGGUUCCGUAGUCUGUUUUGUCAAUCAUGGCGGCGCAAAUAGCUAUUUUGAAGCAGUAAGUGCCGGAGUGCCUCAGGUAGUCCUCCCCGUGUGGUUUGAUACUUACGAUUUCGCACGUCGCGUCGAGUACUUUGGGAUUGGCAGGAUAGGAAAUCGCCAGACCGCGCCGAAAUGUUCAGGGAAAAGAGCUUUCACCAAUUCUCAAGCAAGUCAUCCUGGGAAAGCAGGCUACAAUUAUGCGAAGCAAGGCCGCUGCAAUAGCGGAAACUUGCAAGUCUAA
Messenger RNA from Pochonia chlamydosporia 170, 1428 nucleotides. Its product is annotated as UDP-glucoronosyl and UDP-glucosyl transferase. The transcript has 3 exons. NCBI's taxonomy places the organism in Eukaryota, Fungi, Ascomycota, Sordariomycetes, Hypocreales, Clavicipitaceae. Bases 1 to 1428 code for a protein of 475 amino acids. The record is from RefSeq and is a predicted model, not a curated record.